This is a messenger RNA of Drosophila navojoa, 485 nucleotides long. RefSeq lists its product as uncharacterized. The record is from RefSeq and is a predicted model, not a curated record. NCBI's taxonomy places the organism in Eukaryota, Metazoa, Arthropoda, Insecta, Diptera, Drosophilidae.
UACUCUCAUUCAAAGAUAUACGUUUUAUUAUAUGAUGACUAUGAAUACAUUACAUUCUCUUGAAUAUGACAAACCUCAAUCCCAAAAGCUGCACAGAGAAGCCCUCUCACACUCGCCUUGUUGUGGCGCGAACGUGUAAAAGUAUUGCUGAAAUCAUAAGCAAGUACAAGAAGAGACUAUUUUCUGAGACGCGCCAAGUACUCGAAAGAUCGAAAUGCCGCGACUGUGGCCAUUUGAUUGGACGUUGCAACUUUGACUUAUUGAAGAGUGGGCAACGAUUCAGCUUCAUCACAACCAAGAGAAUCUAUGCCGGCUUAUUUUGUAUAUUCUUUAUCCUUUUAAUGGGUUUGGCACUGAUACUGAUACGUCGAUAUAACCACACAUAUAUUUAUGGAUCUGGUAGUUGCAAGUCGGGAAUUUUUUGGACCUACAAUGAUUGCAUUGUAAUGGCCUAGUCAAACAGCAAGUAUGAUAGAUAUUUUAUU